This is a messenger RNA of Penaeus chinensis, 1493 nucleotides long. RefSeq names its product protein polybromo-1-like. NCBI's taxonomy places the organism in Eukaryota, Metazoa, Arthropoda, Malacostraca, Decapoda, Penaeidae. Gene Ontology annotation, biological process: chromatin remodeling. Bases 463 to 1488 code for a protein of 341 amino acids. The record is from RefSeq and is a predicted model, not a curated record. Gene Ontology annotation, molecular function: protein binding. Gene Ontology annotation, cellular component: RSC-type complex. The transcript is spliced from 7 exons.
UGUUGUAGAGCCAAAGACAAGCGGAGGGAUGAGCGUGAGGCACAAAUUCCUCUAAAAAUCAUUGGCUGUUGAUAUGUUUCAUUAGUGUAGGACAUAUUUUGGAUACAAACUGCGUUUUCUAAAAUAUGACAUUGGCUCUGUUGGUUAUCAAGCAGUUCUAAAAGCAGAAAGUGGUUGGCGUCGGUUGGUUCUGGACGAAGGCCGAGGUUGACGCGAUCCAGGAGGGGAUUUGAGGCCGAGGGAACCUUUACGAAAAAGUGAAUUAGGGCGGAGGAACCUUCAGAAGAUAGUGAAUGAAGGCAGAGGGACCUUCAGGGGAUAGUGACACUUCCUUCAUCCUGUGUUCAUACUCUCAUUUUGGUCAACCUCCGAUUAAGGGUUCUUCUAACAGGCCCCCAAGAUUCUGGAUCUUGGUCUUGGCCCAGGAGACCUCUAGACCCAAGGGCUUCACCUCAUUGCUGAAUGAAUCAAGAAUCGCCACCACUGAUUCCAGAUAGGAUAGCAACACCGUCAGCAAAUUCAAGGUGUGACAUGCCAAAACGCAAGCGACUGUCUGAUGGGGAGGAAGGGGAGUCUACUGUUGCUACUCCAGUUGUAGAAGGGAGACCCAAGAGACGUCGAAAUGAUACAACACUGGUUGAUACAAUACAGUACAUUUUUGAUGCAUUACGUAACAAAAAGAAAGACGACGAUGUAUACCUAUGCGAAGCAUUUCUUCGAGUGCCUAGGAAGAAAACAGAACCACAGUAUUAUGAGAUGAUUAGGUCUCCAAUAGACAUGCUGAAGAUCCAGCAAAAGAUAAAGACGGAUGUGUACAAUGAACUUGAGGAAUUUUGUAAAGAUGUCCAACUACUGGUGGAUAAUGCCAAACUAUAUUAUGCCAAGUCUACUGAUGAGUACAAAGAUGCUUGUGAGCUAUGGACAAUAUUCGAGGAGGCCAAAGAUCGUGCACCUGAAGAGAUCAAUAAGGAAAAAUUACGUCAGCAGUCCCAAGAAGAAGACGAACGACAAGGCAAAAGGAAAUACAUUCUACAGAGGGGAAGACCACCAAAGUCUGCAAUUGCAUUGUCUGCCCCAAUGAUAUUAGAAGAGGAUGGUGAGCCUAUGACAAUAGAAAAUGCUAUUGAAGAGCUUUUUGGAGCAGUGAUGACAGCUAUGGAUCCUGAUGGAAGACUCUACUCCUAUGAUUUUCGUCUUUUACCUUCAAGAGAGAAAUAUCCAGAUUACUACCAGUACAUUGACAACCCAAUUGACUUGAAGACUAUUGCACAAAAUAUUCAAGCUGGCAUCUACAAGAGCCUUGAUGAUUUACAUGAAGAUUUUAAUCUGAUGUUCAAUAAUGCAUGUGUUUUUAAUGAACCUGGGUCACGCAUUUUCAAAGAUGCAAGAACGCUCAAGAAAUUAGUUCAGUUGAGAAAAGGUGACCUAUUACAAAUUCUAAAUGCAAAGAAGAGUGUCCGAUUAAGGUAUGUAUUUAAUAGUUUUUAAGUAUC